AUGGAUGUCACGGCUCCACAGCUGAGCUACAGCUCCCCAUAUCACUGGAGCUAUCCCAACUCGGACUCCGAACUUUACAGCCUCUCAUCUCCAGGAACGAUAUCUCCUGUGUCUCCUCAGGAUGUCAGUUUUUCUUCUCACAUGCAAGCCUGCAGAGGAAGCACAGAGACUCACUCGAGAAGAACUGAAACUUUCACAUCUCCUUCCUCCUCGGAGGAAGGCAGAACCUCUUUAUCCAAGUUAAAAACAAUCAGGUCAAAAAACACCAGCAAGCAAAGACAGACUGCCAGUGAAAAGGAGAAGCUGAGGAUGAGAGACCUGACCAAAGCUCUUCAUCACCUAAGGACCUAUCUACCUCCUUCUAUGGCACCAGCUGGGCAAAACCUGACCAAAAUUGAAACCCUGAGGUUGACUAUUCGGUAUAUCUCGUAUUUGUCUGCGCAGCUGGAGCUCAGUGAAGACACACUGUCACAAAGAAGAGAGGCAAGUGUCUGCCAGUACCAGGAUGUGUCCUGUAGGCUGGGCUACCAGAACUGCAACCUGCCAGAUAAUUCACUGCUAACCGGCCGACCAUCAUGUCUCUACUCCACUGUGCCUAUGAACACCCAUAAACAUGAAAGACUGCAGAAUUUUCAGUGUGGCUUGAUUACAUCAUCAGAAGAAGGGAGAACCAGCUGCUGCGACCUGCUUCCAGAGUAUUCCAGUCAGGAAAAUGUGCAGCAGUAUCAGUCUGCAUGGCUAAUAAAAGAAGAAAUAGGCCAUGACUCCAUUUUGCAUCAGGAUGCCGGGAGUCCACAGAUAAGUCAGGUGUAUGGAGAGAAUUCGGACAUCUACCAACAAAUUGUUUUAGAGGAUCUAUGGAUCUGA
Messenger RNA from Erpetoichthys calabaricus (reedfish), 867 nucleotides. RefSeq lists its product as uncharacterized. The transcript is spliced from 2 exons. Gene Ontology annotation, molecular function: protein dimerization activity; DNA-binding transcription factor activity, RNA polymerase II-specific; RNA polymerase II cis-regulatory region sequence-specific DNA binding. Bases 1 to 867 code for a protein of 288 amino acids. Gene Ontology annotation, cellular component: nucleus. The record is from RefSeq and is a predicted model, not a curated record. Lineage: Eukaryota; Metazoa; Chordata; Cladistia; Polypteriformes; Polypteridae. Gene Ontology annotation, biological process: somite rostral/caudal axis specification; heart morphogenesis; regulation of transcription by RNA polymerase II.